Messenger RNA from Prosopis cineraria, 2967 nucleotides. RefSeq lists its product as uncharacterized. Gene Ontology annotation, biological process: protein phosphorylation. Gene Ontology annotation, molecular function: protein serine/threonine kinase activator activity; ATP binding; protein kinase activity. NCBI's taxonomy places the organism in Eukaryota, Viridiplantae, Streptophyta, Magnoliopsida, Fabales, Fabaceae. The record is from RefSeq and is a predicted model, not a curated record.
AGCUCGCGAGGGUCCUAAUCGGGGCUCGUGACGAACGCUUGCACGCGUCAAGAUCUGGAUGAGCAAGGAAGGCUUAGACACGUGAGGAGCUGGAGCUUGUUGGCAUGGCAUAGGAAGCAGCCUGCGAGUGGUUGUUACGGUGGUGUUUCUGAAUGAUUACUGAUGGCGGUCAACGAGCGGCAUGCCUGAUUCAGAGACAUACAUAGAUAUAGCAGAGAAAGAGAGUGAAAGAGACGAGGAAGAAGAAGAAGAAGAAGAAGAAUUUUCAAGUAGUAAGUGCGUUACGGUCUUCAAGGGUGUAUGGGAAGAAUGGGAGGGAAUCGCAGCAAUUACUCUGCCAAUCCUUCUGAUUACAAGCUUCUUGAAGAGGUUGGUUAUGGUGCUAGCGCCACCGUUUACCGUGCGAUCUAUAUUCCUCUCAAUGAACUCGUCGCUGUCAAGUGCUUGGAUCUCGAUCGCAUCAAUUCCAAUCUGGAUGACAUACGGAGGGAGGCUCAAACUAUGAGUUUGAUUGAUCACCCUAAUGUUGUGAGGGCAUAUUGUUCAUUUGUUGUUGAGCGGAAUCUUUGGGUGGUCAUGCCAUUCAUGGAUGAAGGUUCUUGUUUACACCUCAUGAAAAUAGCAUAUCCUGAUGGAUUUGAAGAGGCAGCUAUUGGAUCUAUUCUAAAAGAAACUCUCAAGGCAUUGGAGUACCUUCAUCAACAAGGGCAUAUCCAUCGUGAUGUCAAGGCUGGAAACAUUUUACUUGAUAGUAAAGGGAUUGUGAAGCUCGCUGACUUUGGUGUUUCAGCUUGCAUGUUUGAUACUGGUGAUAGGCAGCGUUCGAGAAAUACUUUCGUGGGGACUCCUUGCUGGAUGGCACCAGAGGUACUGCAACCAGGAAGCGGCUACAAUUUCAAGGCUGAUAUUUGGUCUUUUGGAAUUACGGCAUUGGAAUUGGCUCAUGGUCACGCUCCUUUUUCAAAAUAUCCUCCAAUGAAGGUUCUUCUAAUGACCAUCCAAAAUGCCCCUCCUGGACUUGAUUAUGAUCGUGAUAAAAAAUUCUCUAAGUCUUUUAAGGAAAUGGUUGCUAUGUGCUUGGUCAAAGAUCAAACAAAGAGGCCAUCAGCGGAGAAGUUGUUGAAACACUCCUUCUUUAAAAACGCUAAGCCUCCUGAACUUUCUGUGAAGAAAUUAUUUGCUGAUUUACCACCUCUUUGGAAUCGUGUGAAAGCUCUUCAGCUUAAAGAUGCAGCUCAACUAGCUCUGAAGAGAAUGCCUUCUGCAGAACAAGAAGCAUUAUCACAGAGUGAAUAUCAGCGAGGAGUUAGUGCAUGGAACUUUGAUAUUGAUGAUUUGAAAGCUCAAGCUUCAUUGGUAAGGGAUGAUGAUGAUGAUAUUUUGGAGAUGAGGGAAGAAGAUGAAAACAAGUUCUUUACCAAUUAUAAGGAUACAAAUGAUUCCCAGUCUGGUAUAGGGAAAAAGAAUUCUGAUAAUUUUCCCCAGGAUGAGUUCACAUCACUACCAGACAGUAAUGACAUGAAACAGAGUGAGAGCUUGGACAAAAAGGGUAAGAUUGUUGAAAGUGAUCUUCAGGAACUUGUCUUCUAAAAUAUUAUUUGGAAAAGAAAUGGAUCACUUUCUGAGGCAACAUCAUCCACAUUGGAGAAGGAUAUUGGGACAAGCAGGACUAGAUCUCAAUCAGUGAAAAGUCGUCAGAGCCAAAGUGGGCCUCUGGUGCCAGGAACUGUGUUUGGUCAUUCUUCAUCAGAAAGAGUACGUACCUCAGAAAGGUAUCCAUCGAGUGAGAAAGUUAAUCGGGAAGUACGAAAAAUUCCAAGCUUUAGUGGUCCUUUGAUGCUGCCAAACCGAGCUUCGGCAAAUAGUUUAUCAGCUCCAAUAAAAUGUUCAGGAGGAUUCAGAGAUUCAUUGGAUGAUAAAUCAAAGACUAAUCUUGUGCAGAUUAAAGGGCGAUUCUCAGUAACAUCAGAAAAUUUAGAUCUUGUGAAGGAUAUUCCUAUAAGUUCAGUUCCACGCCGAUCUUCACAGGGAUCACCACUGCGGAAAUCUGCCAGUGUUGGUGAUUGGAUGGUGGAUUUUAGACAAAUGCCAACGGGUCAAUCUGCCAAAGAUUCUGCCAAUAUUCCUGCAUCACUUUUGACGGCUCACCUUCAGAAUCUUUUCCAGCAGACAAUUAUUCAACAGGAUCUUAUAAUGACUUUGUUAAAUAGCAUGCAGCCAGCUGAUGCGGUUGAUGCUUCUUUGAAUGGAAAGUCACCGCCUCCAGCAUAUUGCAGUUCAGAGAACAAUGGAAUUGUUGAUUCAGCAGCUUCGGAUAGGGAACGUCUGCUGCUGGACAAAAUUGCAGAACUACAAGCCAGGUUCAUCAGUUUGACAGAGGAAUUGACUGCUGAGAAGUUGAAACAGAUACAGUUGCAACAACAGCUAACGUCUCUCUCCAGUCAGGAUCAUGGGGACAUAAGGGAAGAAGUAGCAUGAGAACUCGUGAUUUGUGAUAUACUUCGGUGAUGCACGUAUACAGCCGGGCACGAGAGAAAUUAUGCGUAAAAAGUGCAUUGUUUCUCUCUGCUGGAGGGGAUCUUUUUUCCAAGGAUAUUUUGGUUGACCAAGUUAAAUAUCCUCAGAGUUCCAGCCCACCCGGUGUUCAAUAAGCAUCUGUGAAGAUAUUCUGCUUAGCAAGUGCAAAUAAGCAAAAAUGAUCAACUGACAAGGUUGAUCUUAUAUUUGUUUCAUUUUUAACUUAGAUGUAAAUGAUCUUCUCAUCUGCUACAUCAUUCUGCAACCAGCCAAAUCUGCGGAUGAAACAUCGUUAGAUUUGUUGAGGUAAGAAAAUUGUAGGGACGUAUCCCGGGGAAAUAAAAUUAUCUCUACAUAUUGAAGUGUUAUAAGCUACUUUUAUUCAUCGAAUUUGAGCUUGUAUAAAAUUAUAUGUUGUUCAAUAACCUGCAGUGUUAGGUUGCAUCUCAA